GACCGGCUUUCAGUGCGGAGGAAAUGAAAUAAGAUCGCACUUCUUCCUUAGUCCGACUCUACACCGUCCUCAGGAUGCGGCGUAUCCUCCUUGCUGUGUUCUUGCUGAACGUUCUCCUUCUGUCUUCAACUGUCCAAGCAGGUUUUGGAGAGAAUUUCCUGCGUCUCUUUCGUCCUCAAGAGAACAGUGAUGAAAGCUCGAGCAGCUCGAGCAGCUCAAGCGAAGAAGUUGGGGUCAAAACGAAGGUCGAGACUUCCGUAGAUGUAUCAAGCAUUGUCCGAAGCAUUUGGACGAUCCUUCAAGACCUGUUCAAAACCCAUGUCCUGGAGAUCGAGAAGAAGGCAGUCAAUAUCCUCCGUCACGAGACGAAACUUCUUUCAUUCCACAAGAACAAAUUCAACUUGCUGAAAUUGAAACUGAGUGACCUGAAAUCGAAGAAAAGCGAUUCCCUGAACAGAUUAAAGUAUUGUAUCCCUUUAUUCAGGUCCCUUGAAGAAUUUUAUAGUUCAAAGAAGGCAGAGGAAGGAGAGGCAAAUCUACUGGCUUAUUAUUCUUUCGCCCACCAAGUUAUCUCAGAGAUACUGACUUUGUUGGAAGAAAGUAGCUCCAACAAAGAAGUUUUCUCCACCGAAAAUGAAACCAAGGAAUGGGAAAUAAUUUUGAGUGCAAAAUUUGAGCUUAAUAUAAAGGCAGGGGAUUUGCAUACUAUAUAUGAAAAGUUGGAGUCGUUAAAGUCCAAACGUGCGUCGAUUAAAGGCAAUAAUGUCAAAAACAAAUCAAAAACAAAAACAUCAAUGAAGUAUUUUUUAACCUCGCUGAAAAUUUGGACAUUGACGCAGGAGAUCAUUUAUUCAUUAGUAUUCAGCAUAAAUAUGAAAACCACGACUUCGACGGAAUGUGAGAAGAAAUUUAUUUCAUUUUAUGGGGAAGACUACCCUUUCUUUGCGUUGAAAUUGAAUGAGUUGGGCACGGAUAAAGAAACAUGUGAGAAUGCCAUUAUUUAUAUGAUACCAAUUUUAAAGCAAAUAGGAUUAUUUUAUUACUCUUCCUUGACAAUAUACCGUUCCAAGACGGAACGUCAAGAUUCCACCGAGGUUAAAUUUUAUUCUUUCGCGUAUCAUAAUGUGGCUGAAAUAUUAUCAAUUCUUCAAUCAGGUAGCAGUAAUCAGUCCAUAUUUUCAGUAAAAUCUGCUCAAAAGGAACGAGAGCUAAUACGCACAGGGAUCUUCAUCAAAAUUAAUGAAAGCGACUUAAACAAAAUCUGGCAAAAACUUAAGCUUUUGAGAGAAAAUCAAUCAUCCUUUACAACUUCCAAGCAUAAAAAAGUAAAGAUCUCCAAUGCAAACCAGUCCACCCGUCCCACUUCACACUUAACUCAAACAAGCCAAUAUUUACAGACCACUUACAAAAUUUGGAUACUAAUAUCUCAGUUUAUUCAGACAGUAAUACACAGUAUAGAAACUAAAACCACGUUUUUCGAAUGUGAAACCAAGUUUCUAGACUUUUAUAAUAAUCAAUUUCCAUAUUUUGUAAAUUUUUUUAAAAAAUUACAAACAGGUGAAGGUAACUACCACAGUCCGAUCAAACAAGUAAUUCCUGCUGUGAAAAACUUGAGGAACUUCUUCAAGUCGAUAUCCGAGAAGAACAUAUCAACCCUAUCAAUGUCAAACCAAUACAACUUAAUCAAGUUUCAUACGAUGGCAUACAAGACUUUCUCAGACAUCCUGGCUUACCUUGAGAAGAGGUGCUCUAAUAAAUCGAUUUUUACGGAAGAAUCAAUAGAUGACGAUAUACGAAUUCUUUCGGCCACGGACUUUGAAAUUAAUAUACAGGCAACCGACUUACAAACUAUUUAUGCUCAUCUAACAACUUUAGAAGAAAAACUAACAAAAGAAAACUAUUACAAAUCACAUUUAAAACAUGUGGUUAAAAGCGAAAUAUCAUCUUCAGCAGCCAUUCCAUACCUAUCAAACUCUACAAAAACAGAAAAAGAAAUAGUACCCAUCAACAGACAUAAAGAUUCUAAUUUCGGCAAAAAUAUUUACCUGCUGACAGAAAGACUGUUCGUCUCUCUGGUGAAUUCGAUCCAGACUAAAAAAUCUAUCGCGUGCGAAUACGACGCAAAGCUCCUCCAAUUCUACAGCGAGCAUUCCCAGUUCUUCGCUUCGAAGCUCAAGGAAGUCCUCACACUGAAAAACGACAGCUCCCAGAGUGUACUAAAAUGGAUCUUUCCGCUUGUGAAACGCAUGACAACGUACUACUAUACCGCAUCUCGUGAGACGACGACGACGACGACGACAGCAACGACCUCCGUCACUAACGAAUCCGCCGUCACGAGCUUCUACUCCUACGCCUACGCCAAACUCACCACCAUUUUGACCGUGCUUCAAGAGAAAUGCUCCGACAAAACGAUAUUUUCAACGGAAACUUUCAGCGAGGAGUCAAAGCUUCUCUCGAGCAGUGCAUUCACGCUGACGCUCCAAACGGAGGAUCUGCAAGAAAUCCAAGAGACGUUGUCCACUGUCAGGCGACGCCAAUCAGGUAUCUUCGCUGAUACCAACAUCCCUAUUCCGGGAGUGGAAAUGAAGGGUCUUAUCUCCGGGUCUGAGGGCCUCACUGGCUCCUCUGAAGCUCUCAUCUCAACAAGCAGCACUCAAAGCCUCUCUAGUUUCAGCAAAAAUAUUUACCUGCUGACAGAAAGACUGUUCGUUUCUCUGGUGAAUUCGAUCCAGACUAAAAAAUCUAUCGCGUGCGAAUACGACGCAAAGCUCCUCCAAUUCUACAGCGAGCAUUCCCAGUUCUUCGCUUCGAAGCUCAAGGAAGUCCUCACACUGAAAAACGACAGCUCCCAGAGUGUACUAAAAUGGAUCUUUCCGCUUGUGAAACGCAUGACAACGUACUACUAUACCGCAUCUCGUGAGACGACGACGACGACGACGACAGCAACGACCUCCGUCACUAACGAAUCCGCCGUCACGAGCUUCUACUCCUACGCCUACGCCAAACUCACCACCAUUUUGACCGUGCUUCAAGAGAAAUGCUCCGACAAAACGAUAUUUUCAACGGAAACUUUCAGCGAGGAGUCAAAGCUUCUCUCGAGCAGUGCAUUCACGCUGACGCUCCAAACGGAGGAUCUGCAAGAAAUCCAAGAGACGUUGUCCACUGUCAGGCGACGCCAAUCAGGUAUCUUCGCUGAUACCAACAUCCCUAUUCCGGGAGUGGAAAUGAAGGGUCUUAUCUCCGGGUCUGAGGGCCUCACUGGCUCCUCUGAAGCUCUCAUCUCAACAAGCAGCACUCAAAGCCUCUCUAGUUUCAGCAAAAAUAUUUACCUGCUGACAGAAAGACUGUUCGUUUCUCUGGUGAAUUCGAUCCAGACUAAAAAAUCUAUCGCGUGCGAAUACGACGCAAAGCUCCUCCAAUUCUACAGCGAGCAUUCCCAGUUCUUCGCUUCGAAGCUCAAGGAAGUCCUCACACUGAAAAACGACAGCUCCCAGAGUGUACUAAAAUGGAUCUUUCCGCUUGUGAAACGCAUGACAACGUACUACUAUACCGCAUCUCGUGAGACGACGACGACGACGACGACAGCAACGACCUCCGUCACUAACGAAUCCGCCGUCACGAGCUUCUACUCCUACGCCUACGCCAAACUCACCACCAUUUUGACCGUGCUUCAAGAGAAAUGCUCCGACAAAACGAUAUUUUCAACGGAAACUUUCAGCGAGGAGUCAAAGCUUCUCUCGAGCAGUGCAUUCACGCUGACGCUCCAAACGGAGGAUCUGCAAGAAAUCCAAGAGACGUUGUCCACUGUCAGGCGACGCCAAUCAGGUAUCUUCGCUGAUACCAACAUCCCUAUUCCGGGAGUGGAAAUGAAGGGUCUUAUCUCCGGGUCUGAGGGCCUCACUGGCUCCUCUGAAGCUCUCAUCUCAACAAGCAGCACUCAAAGCCUCUCUAGUUUCAGCAAAAAUAUUUACCUGCUGACAGAAAGACUGUUCGUUUCUCUGGUGAAUUCGAUCCAGACUAAAAAAUCUAUCGCGUGCGAAUACGACGCAAAGCUCCUCCAAUUCUACAGCGAGCAUUCCCAGUUCUUCGCUUCGAAGCUCAAGGAAGUCCUCACACUGAAAAACGACAGCUCCCAGAGUGUACUAAAAUGGAUCUUUCCGCUUGUGAAACGCAUGACAACGUACUACUAUACCGCAUCUCGUGAGACGACGACGACGACGACGACAGCAACGACCUCCGUCACUAACGAAUCCGCCGUCACGAGCUUCUACUCCUACGCCUACGCCAAACUCACCACCAUUUUGACCGUGCUUCAAGAGAAAUGCUCCGACAAAACGAUAUUUUCAACGGAAACUUUCAGCGAGGAGUCAAAGCUUCUCUCGAGCAGUGCAUUCACGCUGACGCUCCAAACGGAGGAUCUGCAAGAAAUCCAAGAGACGUUGUCCACUGUCAGGCGACGCCAAUCAGGUAUCUUCGCUGAUACCAACAUCCCUAUUCCGGGAGUGGAAAUGAAGGGUCUUAUCUCCGGGUCUGAGGGCCUCACUGGCUCCUCUGAAGCUCUCAUCUCAACAAGCAGCACUCAAAGCCUCUCUAGUUUCAGCAAAAAUAUUUACCUGCUGACAGAAAGACUGUUCGUUUCUCUGGUGAAUUCGAUCCAGACUAAAAAAUCUAUCGCGUGCGAAUACGACGCAAAGCUCCUCCAAUUCUACAGCGAGCAUUCCCAGUUCUUCGCUUCGAAGCUCAAGGAAGUCCUCACACUGAAAAACGACAGCUCCCAGAGUGUACUAAAAUGGAUCUUUCCGCUUGUGAAACGCAUGACAACGUACUACUAUACCGCAUCUCGUGAGACGACGACGACGACGACGACAGCAACGACCUCCGUCACUAACGAAUCCGCCGUCACGAGCUUCUACUCCUACGCCUACGCCAAACUCACCACCAUUUUGACCGUGCUUCAAGAGAAAUGCUCCGACAAAACGAUAUUUUCAACGGAAACUUUCAGCGAGGAGUCAAAGCUUCUCUCGAGCAGUGCAUUCACGCUGACGCUCCAAACGGAGGAUCUGCAAGAAAUCCAAGAGACGUUGUCCACUGUCAGGCGACGCCAAUCAGGUAUCUUCGCUGAUACCAACAUCCCUAUUCCGGGAGUGGAAAUGAAGGGUCUUAUCUCCGGGUCUGAGGGCCUCACUGGCUCCUCUGAAGCUCUCAUCUCAACAAGCAGCACUCAAAGCCUCUCUAGUUUCAGCAAAAAUAUUUACCUGCUGACAGAAAGACUGUUCGUUUCUCUGGUGAAUUCGAUCCAGACUAAAAAAUCUAUCGCGUGCGAAUACGACGCAAAGCUCCUCCAAUUCUACAGCGAGCAUUCCCAGUUCUUCGCUUCGAAGCUCAAGGAAGUCCUCACACUGAAAAACGACAGCUCCCAGAGUGUACUAAAAUGGAUCUUUCCGCUUGUGAAACGCAUGACAACGUACUACUAUACCGCAUCUCGUGAGACGACGACGACGACGACGACAGCAACGACCUCCGUCACUAACGAAUCCGCCGUCACGAGCUUCUACUCCUACGCCUACGCCAAACUCACCACCAUUUUGACCGUGCUUCAAGAGAAAUGCUCCGACAAAACGAUAUUUUCAACGGAAACUUUCAGCGAGGAGUCAAAGCUUCUCUCGAGCAGUGCAUUCACGCUGACGCUCCAAACGGAGGAUCUGCAAGAAAUCCAAGAGACGUUGUCCACUGUCAGGCGACGCCAAUCAGGUAUCUUCGCUGAUACCAACAUCCCUAUUCCGGGAGUGGAAAUGAAGGGUCUUAUCUCCGGUUCUGAGGGCCGUCCACUAGCAAACGGUACCAUGUCCGCCUCAUUUAACAAUGAAUCGGUUUUGUCCAAUACCACGUCAUCGAUGUAUGUUGGUACCCGUUUUGAAAACGCCUCUAAGAGUUGGAAAACAGUGAAUGGAACCUCCGCCUUCGUAGAUAAGAUGACUGGUAACCUGCAAAUCUUGCAGAAAUAUUACUGUGAUGAACUGGGAAUUUUAGUUGAUUAUGACGGAGAAAAAAUCGGUAGUAGUAUUGCUACUGUGAAAAUCAAUGGAACCCCUCUUCUCAAUUUCUUCAAGCGGAUUGUUUCGUACCAUGAAAAAUAUGUUGGAAUGACUAAGUCCCGGUCGGAUUCUGUGGUCCAGCUCUUGAAGUUUCUUCGAUUCGACAGGAAGGUUCAAGGUGUUCUUUUUGAUAUGAUAAAGGAGUUUCUGGAAUGGAAAACGCAUGUCGCAGAUUUUUUCGUGGCACACAAUGUCUCUGAAAUGUGUCUGACAGAAUGCGUGCUCCAAACUUAAUUUUUGUAGGUCAUUUUAUUGCAGUGGCUACAUAGGUGCUAUGUCGCGGCUCCCUAUGUUUUAGUUUGUUUUAAUAAACUGUGAAGUUACUGAA
This is a messenger RNA of Bemisia tabaci, 6423 nucleotides long. Lineage: Eukaryota; Metazoa; Arthropoda; Insecta; Hemiptera; Aleyrodidae. The record is from RefSeq and is a predicted model, not a curated record.